Molecule: messenger RNA, 1235 nt
Organism: Zingiber officinale
Lineage: Eukaryota; Viridiplantae; Streptophyta; Magnoliopsida; Zingiberales; Zingiberaceae
Product: jacalin-related lectin 19
Exons: 3
Coding region: 585-1139 (184 amino acids)
Molecular function (GO): carbohydrate binding
Source: RefSeq, a predicted model, not a curated record
CUCCGUUUCAGUCAUAUAUCAUUGCAAUUUCACGAGUAUUUAGCGACUGCAUCAACAGUGAUCCAUAAAUUACACAAAUUUUUAGUCAUCAAAAUGAUAACUAGCUUAAAAUUUUCAACUUUAAAAGAAAUCCCCAGAUUUACAUUGCUAAAUGAGAAAAGUGUCGGCACGCCAGAGGAAGGAACCUUUCAAGGAACAAGUAUCAUUAGCUGUGUCCAUAUAAGAAUUCCCAAAAGCAAAUGCUCCUACUUAAAGAAAAUAAUCAAACCCGGGCAGAUGUUUAAUAAGCAACGUUCAUGUUCUUGAACAAAAGAAGAUGCUGAAUUGUCUAAUAAAGUUCGAAUUUCCACCUCUCUUUCACACUCUAUAUACAAUUUUAAAAGUGACAUUCGAAUAAUAAGAAUGCUGCCAACAAAUACAUGCUCGUCCUUUUAUAAAGCAAUGCAGGCAUAUAUGCCGUUAAAAAAGGGGCGAGUAUUGGAUUCUUAUUGCACUUUCAUCACACUAUAUAAUGCUUCUUCUUCUCACCCUUAAUCUGUUUCUCAUAGAAGUUCUAUCCUUUCCUACUGGACUUUGGAGCCAUCAUGCAAGCACAAAAGGUGGUUGGAUCAAGCAAGACUGUGAAGGUAGGCCCUUGGGGAGGCCAUGGUGGAAUUGAAUGGGACGAUGGAAUCCAUACAGGAAUCAGGGGGAUCACACUGAUCCAUGAUCGAUGCAUCGAUUCAAUCCAGGUUGAGUAUGAUCAUAAUGGAAAGCCUUUUCUGGGAGAAAAGCAUGGAGGGCUUGGCGGCAGUGUCACCACAAAAAUUAAGCUUUUGUAUCCUGAUGAAUACUUGACUGCAGUGAGCGGGCAUUCCUGCCCAGUUGUAUAUGGUGGUUCUCCAGUUAUAAGGUCACUCACAUUCAAGAGCAAUUUGAGGACUCUUGGACCAUUUGGGGUUGAGGAUGGAACCCCAUUUUCAUUGCCUACGGUUGGAGGAAUGAUCGUUGGGUUCAAUGGGAAAGGUGGGUGGUACCUCGAUUCAAUUGGCUGCCGCAUCUCAGCAACUCGCAGUGUGAAGAUGUAUGAGACGUUGCAGAAGAAGCUCGUAAAGUUUGGUACCAUGGCAACCAAACCUUUUGCAACUGCUAAAUCCUAAAAGAAUAAUGCACAAGGGAUGGCUCUUUGAAUGCCACUCAAAUAUGAGCGAGAGAGUAAUAUUUUAUAGCAUGAUGACUAUUCCUUUUUUCUGUGA